Molecule: messenger RNA, 2257 nt
Organism: Fukomys damarensis (Damara mole-rat)
Lineage: Eukaryota; Metazoa; Chordata; Mammalia; Rodentia; Bathyergidae
Gene: Far2
Product: fatty acyl-CoA reductase 2
Exons: 11
Coding region: 39-1586 (515 amino acids)
Biological process (GO): long-chain fatty-acyl-CoA metabolic process
Cellular component (GO): peroxisome
Molecular function (GO): alcohol-forming very long-chain fatty acyl-CoA reductase (NADP+) activity
Source: RefSeq, a predicted model, not a curated record
ACCUCUUUCUAGUGCUGUAACCAGGGAAAGGAGGAAUCAUGUCGAUGAUCGCAGCUUUCUAUGGUGGCAAAUCCAUUCUCAUCACAGGCGCCACAGGCUUCCUGGGAAAAGUGCUGAUGGAGAAGCUGUUUCGUACCAGCCCAGAUCUGAAAAUCAUUUACAUCCUUGUGAGGUCCAAGGCCGGCCAAACACUCCAGCAGAGAGUUUUCCAGAUCCUCAACAGUAAGCUGUUUGAGAACAUCAAAGAAAUCUGUCCAAAUGUGCAUGAGAAGAUCAGACCCAUUAGUGCAGAUCUCAACCAGCAUGACUUUGGCAUCAGCAAGGAAGACAUGGAGGAACUUCUCUCCUCCACCAACAUUAUCUUCCACUGUGCAGCCACUGUACGAUUUGAUGACCCUCUGAGACAUGCUGUGCAGCUCAACGUCACCGCCACCCAGCAGCUCCUGUUGAUGGCCAGCCAGAUGCCCAAGCUGGAAGCCUUCAUACACCUCUCCACAGCCUUUUCUAAUUGCAACCUGAAGCACAUAGAUGAAGUGAUCUAUCCAUGUUCUGUAGAGCCAAAGAAAAUCAUUGACUCCAUGGAGUGGUUGGACGAUGCCAUCAUUGAUGAGAUCACUCCCAAGCUGAUCGGGGACCGGCCCAACACCUACACCUACACCAAGGCCUUGGGAGAGAUUGUGGUGCAGCAGGAGAGUGAGAACAUGAACGUCGCCAUCAUCAGACCCUCCAUUGUGGGGCCCACCUGGCAGGAGCCCUUCCCAGGUUGGGUUGAUAACCUAAAUGGACCCAGCGGGAUCAUUAUUGCGGCUGGGAAAGGGUUUCUUCGGUCCAUAAGAGCUACUCCAACGGCUGUUGCAGAUUUGAUCCCCGCUGAUACAGUUGUCAAUCUCACUUUAGCAGCAGGCUGGUAUACCGCAGUACACAGACCUAAAUCGACAUUAAUAUACCACUGCACAUCUGGUAACCUCAAUCCCUGUAAUUGGCUCAAAAUGGGAUUACACGUCUUGGCAACAUUUGAAAAAGUCCCAUUUGAGAAAGCUUUCAGGAGGCCAAAUGCUGACUUCACAACCACCAACUUCACGACCCACUAUUGGAAUGCAGUCAGCCACCGGGUCCCUGCCAUCAUCUAUGACUGCUAUCUGCGGCUCACCGGGAGGAAGCCCAGGGUGCUGAAGCUCAUGAACCGCCUUCUCAGAAACAUCUCCAUGCUGGAGUACUUCAUCAACCGGAGCUGGGAGUGGAGCACACACAACACGGAAAUGCUGAUGUCGGUGCUCAGUCCUGAAGACCAGAGAAUAUUCAACUUUGAUGUGCGCCAGCUAAACUGGUUGGAAUACAUUGAAAAUUAUGUCUUGGGAGUUAAGAAGUACUUGCUGAAAGAGGAUAUGGCUGGGAUCCCAGAAGCAAGGCAACACUUAAAAAGGCUCCGAAAUAUCCACUACCUCUUUAACAUCGCCCUCUUUUUCAUCAUCUGGCGCCUACUUGUUGCAAGAUGGCAGAUGGCACGGAAUGUCUGGUUCUUCAUCGUGAGCUUCUGUUAUAAGUUCCUGUCCUACUUCCGGGCAUCCAGCACACUCAAGCUCUAGAACCUUCAGGGGUCACCUUUUGUCUGGCACCCCUGGAUACCUCUAUAACAGUGAACUGUGGUUCUCAGGAUCAGGAAGGAACAAGGAGUGUGCCCGAGCUAUCCAAUGUCAAGUACAUGGCUGUGUAUUCACCCUAUUUCUUAACGGUACACUCUUACUGCAGUGAGGAAAUCAGUUGUAAACCUGUAACCAUGCGUGUUUUGUAAAAGUCACUUUCAGAUGAUUGUGUCACUCUAAGCUCCUGCAUAUUAAACAUGAACGCGCUACCAUUAUUCUAUAUUUAGCUUUUCUUUUCUCUGAGAUGAUUAAUUUCAACUCAAUAAACAUGGAAGAACAAGGUAAAAGCCAAAAUAAGACCUUACAGACCUAGAUAUCCAGAUGAGGAAGAGUGCUCUCAACACCCUCACAAAGGCUGUGGGAAAUCACUGCCAUGGGAAGUGCCUAAGUCCUGUCAGAGCAGGUAGGGGAAUUAGAAAAGUGGGUUCACAUUUGCCACUUUUAACUAUAUACACUUCAAUCUAAAAAUGAGUAGGUAGUGUAAAUACUAUGUGUGCUAUGAGGACUUAAAAAUAUUUGCAUUGGGUACUCUAGCUUACUGUACCUUAAAGUAAAAAAUCAAUAGUUUCUCAGAGCUGAUGCUUUUAAUUUUUUUGUACCAGGGAUCAAACUCC